Melitaea cinxia (Glanville fritillary) is the source of this 3899-nucleotide messenger RNA. RefSeq lists its product as uncharacterized. The transcript is spliced from 20 exons. Bases 160 to 3657 code for a protein of 1165 amino acids. The record is from RefSeq and is a predicted model, not a curated record. Gene Ontology annotation, biological process: regulation of transcription by RNA polymerase II. Gene Ontology annotation, molecular function: sequence-specific DNA binding; DNA-binding transcription factor activity, RNA polymerase II-specific. Gene Ontology annotation, cellular component: nucleus. Lineage: Eukaryota; Metazoa; Arthropoda; Insecta; Lepidoptera; Nymphalidae.
UAAUAUUUAUCCUGCUCGUGCUUGGCGUCUUUUUUCGCCUAAUUAUUUGUAAUUUGUAUUUUAUUUCUUAGAGCAAUCAAUUUCAACGUAUUUCAUGGUUUAAUUAACUACACUAAAAUUUAUUAAAGAAAUAGUUCACUUAUAGAUAAGGAAAUUAUAAUGAAGCUCAAGAAACUAAAAGCAGAUGUUGAGACACCAGAGAUGGCUCCUACCGUGCCUCCUCAAGCAGAGAUCAUUGAAGCUGAUUUAUAUAAGCGGUCUUACUUUGGACCCGAUGUGCCGACACUUGAACUUGAGUGUUGGGAAGAGGAACUUUCAGAAGCGCAGCUGCAAGCGUAUAAGAAUGCUGAUGAAGAAUAUAAAAGUAUUCAAAACAAGCUCGAUGUGAUAGUUAAAGACACUGGAGGAGAGAUUGUUUACAAUGGUGAUCAGUUUACAGCUUAUCAACUGCUUGGAAAGCAACCAGUCCUCAAAGAUUUGGAGAGACAGAGUGCUGAUAUCAUCAGGUCUCGAUCCCGGUCUCUUUCCAUCUGUAAAGAAAAGGAGAGAGAAACUAGGAGCAAAAGAGGGCGUCCAAGAAAGAAUCGAGAUGAAGACCGUGACUAUUCGCCAUCAUCAGAUAGAGGGAAAUCACCGGAACUGCGCCAUAAGAAGAAAAAGAAGGACAAGGAAAGAAAGAAAGAUGACAAAAAGAGAGAUGAUGAAAAAGAAGUCACUAAGACUAAAGAUAAAACCCUCGCUCCAUCUAAUGUACAUAGUGUGGUUACAAAUGUUCGCCCAUCUGAAGCAACGGCAGUUGGGGGACUGCUCACGGGUAGUGCUACUAAGACGACCGCAAUCGUUGAUCUAACCAAGGACGACGGGAAUAAGAAUGUGGCUGAUUCUCGGGAAGUGUCAUUUAAUAAGUUACAAGGCAAGACGUUCCCGUCGCUGGUGGUGGUGGCGCGGCCCUACCUGCGCUCCAAGGAGGCGCCGGCCGGCGACCGCGCCGCGCUGGACUGCAAGGUCAAGGCCGUGCUCAUCCACACGCCCAUGAAGUUCACCGAGUGGCUCAUCCAGCAGGGCCUCGUGCGCUCCGAGCAGUGGUGCGCGCUGCACCCCGCCAACAAGCUCAAGCUGGGCAUGUAUUCCGACGUGUCGAAGUUCCCGUACUCCGGCGGCUACGUGUGGAUAUCCGAAUGCUGUCCGACGCGGUUCGUCUCGGUGUUCUCGAGCUCGAUUUUCGAAGGGGCUACCUUCCCGCCGAGUGUACUGCUAAAGCUCAUAUACCACUGGGCGUGUCAGACGAACGUACAGAACGUCGUACAGUGGGUUAAAGUUGAUAAUCUAUAUGUGAAAGGGCUCUUUACGUGGUUAAGGGCUGUCUGUACUUCUGCUAUCCAUCACCACAUGGAUUUGUUGGGCGGUCAGGGGAAAAAAGUUGAAGUGGGUGUUAUUUCUUUGGGGACAACUAGUCACGACGGUACACAAAGACAGGUGAAGGUUGAAGUAUUGGGUGUGUUGGAUCCUGUUGAAAAACUGAUACGCCUCCGUGCUGUUGAACCUUUAGCGGAGUACGAGAAAAACUACAAAAAGCGUUUCCAGAAGAUUCUCGAACCACUUACAAAUUGGGUUCAUCCUUCGUCCAUUAUACUAACUGACUUAACAGUCGAUAAAGGGACAUUACUAUCCAUGGGCUUUAAGACUGUACACCAAGCAACAUCACAUUCAGAUCAGCCAACGAAAUAUAGUAAUGCUAAUAUAAUGGAGUAUUUGCGUCGCAUCGUGCCUAGAAUGUUCCAAAAUACACUAUCACUUCUUUCCAGACAGAUUAUACAACAGUUUCUUGAUGAACUUGUGUGGCGAGAAAAAUUUGGCAUAUCCCCUGGCCAAGCGUUCGAUAACAUCGUAACCCAUAUCGCUGAACAAACAAAGAUGGACGCUAAAGACCCCAUCACCAUUCGACUGAACAAGAUCGCCGCCAAUCCGUUCAAGAACUGGAAGUAUCCUAGCAAGAAAAAAGAUCGCGUGGAAGAGCCCGAACCCGAGCCCGAGGUUCGCAGUAAACGCGGCAGGAAGAAGAAGGAACCGUCUCCAUCUCCUCCGCCCAAGAAAAGAAAGAAGGAGAAGACCACCUACGUAGAUGAUGAUGAUGAAGAAGAGAUUCCUUUAUCGCUCCGUCGUACGAAGAUAAAGCAGGAAAAGACAAAAGAGAAGGAAGAGACCCCCACACCGCGUCGUCGGAAGACUGUUCGCUCGUACGUCGACGAUGACCUCGAUGAUAUUCCUCUAAAGAACAUUAAAAAGGAGAUCAAGCCCGACGAGACGGUGUCGCUCGAGCGGUUUUACUUCGGACAGACUAAGGAAACGGUCACGGAGAACGUGGCUAUUGCAGUCGAGUGCCCGCUGUGCCGCGAGACGUUCCACGAGAGCCAGGCGCUGCUGUGGCACGCGUUCGCGCACGCGGCGGCGGGCGCGACGCGCUGCCGCUACUGCCUGGCGCGCUUCGCCGCGCCGCCCGCGCUCGCCGCGCACCUGCACGCCGCGCACCCCGUCGACACCAAGUCGCCCGACCUCUUCACCUACGCCUGCCUCAUAUGCGAGGUGCGGUUCGCGGCGGUGCUGACGCUGGCGGCGCACAUGCAGAAGGCGCACGCGCCGCGCGAGCUGCCGUACGCGUGCGCGUGCGGCCACCGCGCCUCCGCGCACCGCGCCGCGCUCGACCACCGCGACCGCUGCCACGCGCGCUCGCGGGACCUGCACUGCCCGCACUGCCUCAAGGUGAUACCGGUGUACGCAGACGGACACGAAUUGACAGCUAACGUGUUAAUAUUUAUUGAUCAUCUGAAACAACAUCAGGAUAAGGACCUGGAAGUCAGGUGCAACAGAUGCGUCUUGCGAUUCGUUCAUCUUGGUCAAUUAAAGGAGCAUCAAAUUCGUGAUCAUAAUCCUGUUGAUGAUGUAAUCCCACUAUGCUCCGAAGAACAUUUGAUCAAUAAACCCAAGAACAAAGCAAGACCACCGGUGAAGGACUCGACUAGCCACGCUAUCAGCGAAACGUACGAGCAGACGACGCUGAUACUGCCUGACGGAUUUCUGUGUCGCGAGUGCGACACUCCGCUGGAGAGCGAUAAGCACUUUUUAGGAGUGACCCGCUGCAGCCGCUGCCCGUACGCCACGUCGUGCUACCGCGGCAUGCUGCGGCACAGCGGCUACUGCGCCGGGCCCUUCUCGCUGGAGACGGCCCCGCGCCGCGCCGCCUGCCGCCUGUACUGCGUCUGCGGGUACCGCACCGACAUUGGCACAGAUAUGUUAAGUCAUCUGCUGGCAACAAACCAUACGAGUGCAUACACAUCAGAAGAGGAUGCUCGGGCUAACACUGUAAGGGACGAAAGCUUUGCUCCUAAGCCUUCUGAAGAGCCAGCAGAACCGCCCGUGGAGAACAUGCCAGCUAUACCAGACUAUGCACCACCCUCCGUUAUCAACACACAACUGUCGCUGGAUGACCUCGCACCUCCCUCUGUGUUGCAAUCAGAUCAGCAUGACCAGGAACUACUGAAGGAUACCUAUGACCGACCUCUGGCCACUCCUCGACAUGAAGAGCCACACUACAGCCUCGGAGAUUUUGAACCUCUCCCUCAAGAGCCACCUCCACAACCGGAUUUUGAACAACUAUAAUAAGCUGAGGCUCAAGAUACUAAUAUAUUAAUUGACUAUAUAGGGCGGUUCGACUCCUAAUUACGUUCCUUCAGAUGAGGGGUUCCGUAGGUGUAAUAGAUGACGUGACAUGAAAAAAAAUCGUAGUGCUUUUCUAAAUUUUACUUUAUCUCUUAAUAUAUGAGCUACUCUGGCGAGGUACUUCUGCAUCCAAUGAGCGUAAGCAGGCUAUGAUUCACAAUAAAUAACAUUCUACGAGGAAA